CUUCUGCCCAACUUUGACAGCGUCUACUCACAGAGUGUGGGUACACAGCCAGAGAACAUCAGCAGGAACAGCAGCGUGCAAGCCAUCGCCUACAACGUGAACCGCGUGCAGCUGUCGAGAAUCACGGCGGAGAGCUUCAACGCCGCCAUCGGCGGCGGCGAGGAGGAGGAGGAUGAGGAGGAGGAGGAGGAGGGCGUUGACGCCAGCGACGAUGACGAUGAUGACGGCAGCGACGACGAGGAGGAGGAGGAGCAGGAGGACGGUGACGUCAUCGCACCAUCCUCCAGCUACAUCAACGCCUCGCUCAUAGACGGCUAUCAGGGUGUGGGAGUGUUCGUGGUCACUCAGAGCCCCACCGAGGGCGCCGUCUCGGACUUCUGGCAUCUCGUGGUGCAGUUGGGAGUCACUCACAUCGUGUCUCUGUCGAGAGAGGCUGGUGAGGCUGGUGAAGUUGGUGCAGGUGGUGAGGGUGGUGCAGGUGGUGAGGGUGGUGAGGGUGGUGAGGGUGGUGAGGGUGGUGAGGGUGGUGAGUGCUGCUACUGGCCCAGUGCGGGUGGUGCACUGCUGAUCGGCGCCUUCCAGGUGACCCUCACCAGCUGCACGGAGCCGGCGCCAGGCAUCACCAGACGCUCGCUCAGCGUCAGCUGCAUGCACGGCCGCCGUGAGGUCUCACAGCUGCAGUGCCCUGCCCAGCGGCUACUCAGCUCCCCGGCCCUUCUCUGCACUCUGGCCGAGGAGUUGGGGCCAGCUUUGGGGACCCCUCCAAUCCUCGUCCACUGCGCAGACGGAAGCUCUAUGAGCCCUACUGUCUGUGCUGCGCUGUCCGUGCGCUCCAUGGCUCUGGGCGAGUGCCGUGUCGAUGUUUUCACCACGGCCAAGCGCGUCCGCAGGCAGCGGUCAGGAGCUCUUCCAUCGCUGGAUCACUACCGCUACUGCUACGAAGUGGCCACCAUCAUGGCCUGUGCCAACGGUGGCCCUGUGGAGCAGACGGCCACCACCACCACCGCCACCACCACCACCACCACCGCCGCCACCACCACCGCAGCAGCCAAUGGGGAUCCAACCACCACAGCCGCCACCACCACCCCCUCCAUCACCACCACCACCACCACCACUCCCGCAACCACCACCACCACCGCCACCACCACUCCUGCAACCGCCACUCUGAGCAUCGUCAACGAAACGGCAGAGGAUUCUGGGAAUGGCGGAGCGAGGAAUUCUGGGAAAUCCGAGCGGGAGUUGGAGGCCCGCGGCGGCGAUGGAGAUGGUUGUGAUGAUGUUGAUGGUGGUGGUGAUGGUGGUGGUGGUGAUGGUGGUGGUGGUGAUGUUGGUGGUGGUGGUGGUGUUGAUGGUGAUGGUGCCCGAGGGGGUUGUACUGGAGCUGUGACGCCUGGAGCAGAAGGCCCUGGGACAGCCGAGGGAGCAGUGGCUACCCAGACGGUCGUCUAAGACGCCGUGGGAUUGUGGGGAGAUUGUGGUGG
Petromyzon marinus (sea lamprey) is the source of this 1481-nucleotide messenger RNA. NCBI's taxonomy places the organism in Eukaryota, Metazoa, Chordata, Hyperoartia, Petromyzontiformes, Petromyzontidae. The record is from RefSeq and is a predicted model, not a curated record.